AGUGCGAAAGGUUUCAUGGAGUGGCUAGUAAAGCAAAAUUCACAAAAUGAGACUUUCCGUUGGGAAUGCAUCUUUCUUCCUGAUAAUGGUGCGUUCUUUGUCAACUAUGUCAUCACUUCUGCGUUCAUUGGAACAUCACUAGAGCUAAUUCGAUUCCCAGAGCUGUUCAUGUACAUAGUGCGGCUUGCUCUGUCAAGAUCUGAAGCCGAGACUGCCAGUGUGAGACGUGCUAUCCUCUAUGAGUUUCCAUUUGGCGUUCAGUAUGCCUGGAUGUUACUAAUUUUCGCAAUGACUAUCAUCUACUCCAUAUCUUGUCCACUCAUAACUCCAUUUGGUACAUUAUAUAUGAUCUUCAAACAUCUGGUGGACAAGUAUAAUAUCUACUUUGCAUAUGGUCCAUCAAGAAUUAGCCGAAACAUCCACACAUCGGCCAUCAAUUUUGUGAUAGUGUCCAUUGUUUGCCUGCAGCUAAGCCUCCUGUUCUUCUCUGUUGUGCGACAAGGAUUGAAAAAGGAUAUCACUAUAUACAGCAUUGUCUUACUUAUUAUAACAUGUCUGGUGUUUAUCACUCACAAUGCCUUCCACUGGUUCAAAGAUCUUAGCCCUGUGGAGUAUAAGAAGUUUGGCGAUGGUCAAGUGAAUGGUGACUUGGCAUCAGUAAGCGAUGAUGGACAUGAUGAGGAAAUUACUACAACAGAAGUGGCAUGUCAGUUUGUGCCUUCUGUCCUACGAGAUGCCCCCACCGGAGUUGAAUCCAGCUACUCUUUCAUAGCCCAGCCACGUAAUUAUGGAACACGACCACGAGAGGAGGAUGGAUACACAGUAGAUAGUGGCACUAUUAUGAAUGGUGAUGUAAGCCCAAAAACCAGAGAAAAAGAAGAGGCAGAACUUUACCAGGAUUAUUCUCAGCCAAAGGUGAGAUUCCUUAAUUUACUGUUUACAGUAAGCUCCUUGUUUGAAGUUUCUGGUUUUACAUCAGUAAAAUUGUUUCAAUUGAUUGUUGACACAUCUUAUGUUAAUCAUUGGUCCCAGUUCAUUCAUAAACACUACUUAUAAUUCAUAAAAAAUCUA
Molecule: messenger RNA, 1071 nt
Organism: Procambarus clarkii (red swamp crayfish)
Lineage: Eukaryota; Metazoa; Arthropoda; Malacostraca; Decapoda; Cambaridae
Source: RefSeq, a predicted model, not a curated record